GGCAAGGCCGCCGCGGCACCGGAGAUGGGGCUGAAUCUUUUCAUUCGCUUCGUGGCGCUGAUGGAGAGGCUUGGCGACGCCUUGGGCACGCUGGCCUUCACCUGGGCCACCGUCGUCCUACUCGGCGGCUACGCCAACUCCAACGACCUCGGCUCGGAUUUCGGGGUCUUGACGGCCAUAGUUUUCCUGGAAGCCUUGAGGAUGUUCAGCCGCAACAACAGGCUUGAUUACCAAUUGUUCUUCCGCAGUAGAGGUGCUUUCAGAUCUCUUGGCUCGAAUGAGCUGAUCUUGCUCAUAUGCUUCUUCAAUGUUCUGAUGGGCAUAAUUGAUAUAUGGGGCAAUCAUGAAAUAAUAGUGAUACUAACUUUGUCGGUGGGAAUAAUUGUGAUCGGUCCAAUUCUAUGUCCAGAAGCUGCAAUUCCACCCAUGUGUGAUCCGCUACGCUGUGCGAUCUCAUUAUGGCGCCCAAUGGUUGCAAUCCUACUGCUUUGUCCCUCUGUACUGCAUAGGGUCUAUGAAAAUUUCAACAGUCAAAGACUUGGCUCAGUUGCCUACUGCACAGUGUACUUGCUAAUAUUUGUGGUGGUGCUCCUACUCACAAUCAGCAGACUACGGUUCCCAGGUAUCGUCAAACUAGCAGAUUGUGUUCUUGGCAGCAAAAUAGCACUUUGGCAUCGAGUUAUUCUGAACUCGUGCUUGUUUGCUGCGUCAAUGAUUUGUGUUCGAAGCUUUAACCUUGCGAUGGUCAUAAUUGCUCUAAUGAUAGCGCCAUUGGGCAACCUCCAGAUUCCAGCAGCAGCAUUGCGCAUUGGGCUGGCAGUGUGGCGCCUUAUAGUCAUACGACAGGACUACAAGCAAAACCUUGAGAGCAAGACAAACCUUGAGCCAUCUCUCAUCAUCUUUUAUGUGAUGGUGCUUGGACAAGGAUUACUCUACAUUGUUGCCGCCAUCCUUGAGAUGUUUUCAUUCAUCUUAAGAAGAUCCCUGAUCCAUCGUGUUGGGUUUAGAGGUCCCUCUGAAGUGCAAUAUGUCAAUUUGUAUUAUGCAUAUGCCUUCGACAGAUGCAUGGAAGGUUCUAUGCUUGCUCCAAAGAAGACCAGCCUCAUCAUAUUUGCAAUGGAUUCUUUGAAGUCAGACUCACCCAAGAUGCAACUCUAUGGGCUUAAGAUGCUACACAAAUUUCUGAAAAAGGAGCCCCUAAAGACUAAAGCCACGUUAGAACUCACCACUUACACAAAGACAGUGACCUGCUUGAUCAGCAUGUUGGGCUGGACAAGUGAAGUGGAUAGAGAUAUUAGAACAUUUGCUGCAAAAGUCACGGCCGAGCUCGCUGAUAACCUUAGAGUUGUCCAAAUACCUGGGGCAGUGCAACUCAUAGCCUCACUUUUGGACACUAUUCACAGAGAGAAUAUAAAGAAUCCGUUUUUGGACAUUGGUAGCCCUGAGGCAAAACAAGACAACCUGAUUCAGCGAGUUAGCAGGAACGAACAGACAUCCUCGCUGCUUAAAUGGUUGAAACAGAUGGCUGUUUACUGUUUGAUUCCAAGAGAGGAGCCAACAACUUACACGGACGAACAGAACACCCAUAUACUCGGAUACUGGAGAGAGACUACAGAACGUCCAUCUGUUCUGGAGGAGGAGCCAUCGACCAACCAGGAUCUUCUCUCUGUACAGGGCAUGUUCAUUCUUCAAAAGCUUGCUAGCUUUGAUCUGGAGAAUGGUAUAGAAAUCAAUAGAGCGACUGGCCUCAUCUCAAAGAUUGUAGAGUUCACAAGCAACAUAACUGUCAUGACAAAUAUUAGUGAGACACACAAGACACUGCUGAAACUUUCAUCUCUGAAGUUGCUGGCAAGACUUUCAAGUACUAAAGGGAAAUUUGGUGUAACUUUGCGUCAGAAUAUUACAGAACAUCCCUUCAUUUUGAGCAACCUUGCAGAGAUCUUGGACAAUAGAGGGAGCAGUCAUGAACUUAGGGAGCUCACAACAGAACUCCUUAGAAACCUUGCCAUGGAGGAAAAUGUGAAGGAGGAGAUCGGACAGAUCCCCGUGAUCAUUAGCAGGUUGAUGGAUGCAUUUCUCAGCCAAGGUACACCCUCAAGUGCAGAUUCAGAUCACUUGCUACGAAUGAUCUCCGGGCAAGCAUUGGCAGUACUGGCAAUGGAGAGUGCCAACAACUGCUUGAUUAUGUUAGCAGAACCAGGGUACAUGUUUAUCAAGGAACUAACACUUAUGAUCCAUAGUGACAAGUACAGGUAUGUAGCAUCAAGCCUGUUGCGGAAUAUGUGUGUGCAUGCUCGAUCUGAGCUUCGCAACUCUGACCUGAAGGAAAUUUCCUACAUUCUGAGAGAGGUGCUGGAAGGAAUAAUGGAUGCAGAAGGGACAGAACUGGAGGUCCUUAUUGGUCUUAGUUCACAAAUAUGUAAUGCCACUCCUGACGAUUUUGCACGAGAACUAGAGCAUGGUCAUGUUAAGGAUAGAUUUAUAAAGAGGCUUGUCAAUGCACUUAGCUCAAAUAUGAUACCCACUGCUCAUUGUCCUGGCAUCAGGAGGGUGAUAGUUGAACAUGCCAUAUACAUGAUGGAGUCCAAUCUGGUCUAUACUACCUGUUUCAAGAAUUGUCGGAUGAUGGAAGCACUGCUAAUGGUAGAGCGUAAACCUUCAAGGGCUGAAAACUACAGGUUCUUCUUGGGUGAUGCAGGACUCAUGAAGCACAGCAUACCUCUAUCCGCUCUUGUGGCUAGAGCAAAAGAGCUGAUGGGCCAUUAGUAGCUACUCCCUCUAUACCACAAUACUUGUCGCUGGGGGAGUACGAGGCAUCAGAAGUGUCAGCUGAGCAUGCAUUUAGAAGAUAUUGUACUACUGGUCUAUACUGGGACUUUCCAUUUGCUCGCCAUAGUGGUGAGUUAUUCAUUGCAAUCCAUGGAGAUCCCAUUGUGUGCCACGAUGCGGGUAACUUAAAUAAUGGCUGUGUUAGUGUUGUAGGAUCAUGGAUAUAUGAAAGAUGAUGAAUCUGCUUUGUGAUUAAAAUUUA
Triticum dicoccoides is the source of this 3031-nucleotide messenger RNA. RefSeq lists its product as uncharacterized. The record is from RefSeq and is a predicted model, not a curated record. Bases 25 to 2766 code for a protein of 913 amino acids. The transcript is spliced from 3 exons. Lineage: Eukaryota; Viridiplantae; Streptophyta; Magnoliopsida; Poales; Poaceae.